This is a messenger RNA of Podarcis raffonei (Aeolian wall lizard), 4117 nucleotides long. It is a transcript of the gene HECTD2, whose product is annotated as HECT domain E3 ubiquitin protein ligase 2. Gene Ontology annotation, molecular function: ubiquitin protein ligase activity. The coding region runs from base 545 to 2977 and encodes 810 amino acids. The record is from RefSeq and is a predicted model, not a curated record. Gene Ontology annotation, biological process: protein polyubiquitination. NCBI's taxonomy places the organism in Eukaryota, Metazoa, Chordata, Lepidosauria, Squamata, Lacertidae. The transcript is spliced from 21 exons.
GUCUCGCGGGCCCCCGCUCCUUUUUCCUUUUUCUUUUUUGUUUCUUCCGCGCCGGCUCCUCCAACCGCCGCCUCUGCUGAUUCCGGGGGCGACCUAGAGAGGUCGCCCUUGCUCUGAGAGCGGCUGGCACAGGAGCCGAGUGAGGGGAGACCGAGCCGAGAGAGGGAGCCGGCGGCUUGUGGGCGGGAGCGGGGUGGCGGCGGCGGCGCGAAAGAGGGACAGGGGCGUUGUGUGAAGAAGAAGCGCCGCUUGCGGGCAGCCAGCAAAUUCCUCCUGAGGCGGCGAUACGGAGGGAAGCUGAGGGGGCAGACUGGGGAGAGAGCCAUAGCUUUGAGGCGGGGGAGGCGCGGGGCGUCAUCGUUUUCGUCGUGGAUGUGCCUCUGAGGUAAAAGAGGUUGCCUGAGGUAAAAAUUAAAAAAAGCCGGCGAGGAGGAGGGGACAGACGGAGGCGAUCAGGACACAUGGCGGCAGCGGCAGCAGCAGCCCCGGGGCUGGUUUGACAGAGAGGAGCGCUGCUGCUGCUGCUGCCUGCGAGGGAGAGAGGAUGUCGCUGCAGCCUUCAGAAGCCAACUCGGAGCUCCUCUCGCCCGCCGCCGGCGACAAGCGGCUGUUGCUGGGCUGCGGCGCGGAGGAGGGAGAGAGAGCGGAUUCCCCGGCGGAGGCGGCGGGAUCAGAGCAGGACGAGAGGGCGGCGGCGCUGGCGGCUGCGGAGGAGGAGGAGGGAGGAGGAGGAGGAGAGAAGAAACUGCCUCCCCAGCUGACGGAGCCCAGGGCAGCUUCUGGGAGCUUGGAGACGGGACCAAAAAAUGAUAUUUCACCAUUCAGCAGUUUCAUUUCAACCAUCAGCCAGAAACAAGAAGAUACUGGAAGUGGAAGCUCACCUACAGAAUUUGUUAUUGCAGAUAUAAAAAACACAAAAGAGCUUCCAUCCCUUGGCCACGAUGUUAGGCAAAAACAGCGCACCUCUGUAGAUAUACUUACAGCAGAAAUGAAAGUUUCAGUCCCACCAGAACAUCCUCUUCCCGUCCAAACAAAAACUCUAAUAGACUUCCGGGAAGACAUAGAAAAAGCUAAAUUAUCAGGAGACUGGAAAACAGUGUAUGAUUUUUAUUCAAAAACGUUUGAUUCUUUUCCAGAAAUCAAUACUGCGUUUAAGAAAAAUAUUGAUGCCCCUUUUAAUUCCAUUGAAGACUGUGGAGUUGAUGCUAAGUUUGUGAAUGCUGUUUAUGAUGCCUUACUAAGUUCACCUCAAGAUAUCCAGAAGUGUGUCCUUAAGGGAAUAAUUAAUGGUUUAUUACAGGAAUGGAAGGGGCCACGUACAAAAGAUGAUCUUAGAGCAUAUUUUGUACUAAUACAGAAUCCUCUAUUUAGUACCACGUCAACAUUUGUUAUUUAUGCUCACUUGCUAAGACAGAUUGCUGCCUUAACAGAAGGCGAUCAUCACUUCCUAAUUCACUGGUUUAAAAAGAUAUCACAGAAGAGAUUCAAGCAAGUGCUAGACAGGCUGCUACAGUUUAUUUCUCUACGACUCUUUCCUGCAAAGCCUGAAGAAUUGCCUCCUCUGGAAAAGUGUUCUUGGUGGAUUCCAUCAGCAGCCAAAGUGUUGUCUUUAUUUAAUACUUCAAAUAGUCUAGCUAAUCCUUCUAUUGUUCCAUAUAUGGAUUUUUAUAAUUCUACACUGGAUCAUAUUGAUCUCAUGGAAGAAUAUCAUAAUUGGCAAUGUUAUGGAAAUACUCAAAGGUUUUCCUUCUGUCAAUAUCCAUUUAUUAUUUCUAUAGCAGCAAAAAAGGUUAUUAUUCAAAAAGAUUCUGAACAACAAAUGAUAAAUAUUGCACGGCAAAGCCUUGUGGACAAAGUCUCACGGAGGCAGAGACCUGACAUGAACAUGUUGUUUCUAAAUGUGAAAGUGAGGAGAAUGCACCUAGUUAGCGAUUCACUAGAUGAGCUGACAAGGAAAAGAGCAGAUUUGAAAAAGAAAUUGAAAGUUACAUUUGUAGGAGAAGCUGGUCUUGACAUGGGUGGCCUAACAAAAGAAUGGUUUCUUCUUCUAAUUCGACAAAUUUUUCAUCCAGACUAUGGCAUGUUUACAUAUCACAAGGACUCUCACUGUCAUUGGUUUAGCAGCUUGAACUGUGAUAACUACUCUGAAUUCCGAUUGGUUGGUGCUCUAAUGGGACUAGCUGUGUAUAAUAGUAUCACACUGGAUAUUCGAUUUCCACUAUGCUGCUACAAAAAGCUACUUAGUCCUCCCAUUGUACCAAGUGAUCAGAAUGCACCUGUAGGAAUUGGUAGCGUUACUAUUGAUGACCUAUGUCGGGUAAUGCCGGAACUGGCUCAUGGACUAAAUGAACUUCUUUCCUAUGAAGGGAAUGUUGAAGAAGACUUUUAUUCAACCUUCCAGGUAUUUCAAGAAGAAUUUGGAGUCAUAAAAUGUUACAACCUAAAGCCUGAUGGUGAUAAAAUCGCAGUUACAAAUCAGAAUAGAAAAGAGUACGUUCAACUUUAUGUAGACUUCCUUCUCAACAAAUCAAUCUACAAACAGUUUGCAGCAUUUUAUUAUGGAUUUCAUAGUGUCUGUGCUUCAUAUGCAUUAAUGCUGCUUCGUCCUGAGGAGGUUGAAAUUCUAGUUUGUGGAAGUCCUGAACUGGAUAUGCAUUCUCUUCAGAAGCACACGCAAUAUGACGGUUACCAGAAAACUGACCUUACUGUCCGGUAUUUCUGGGAAGUAGUACUUGAAUUUCCUCUUGAACUUCAAAAGAAGCUCCUGCAUUUUGCUACAGGAAGUGACAGAGUACCUGUAGGAGGAAUGGCCGACCUGAAUUUCAAGAUUUCAAAGAGUGAAGCAUCCACAAAUUGGUUACCUGUUGCCCACACUUGCUUCAAUCAGCUCUGCCUGCCUCCUUACAAGACCAAAAAAGAGCUGAAACAGAAGUUGACAAUUGGAAUUUCAAAUGCAGAAGGCUUUGGUUUAGAAUAAGAACACUUGAAAAGUAUAGCCAAUGUAGCACUCGCUUUCCUCUGACUGUGCCUUUAAAGCUUUUCAUUUUGCUUUUAAUUCUGUAACAGUCUUACCUAGAACAGUAUAGAAUUGUUUGUUUGUUUUUUAAAGAAAAAGUGCACUCUUUUCUGUAUAGAAAUAUACUCUCUUGCUGGAAAACAAUUUUGUACAGUAUUCAUGUUUAUUUGUUUUUACAAUACUCGAUAGAGGAAAGAUGUCAGGACUGUCAGAUCUGAGGAUGUAUAUAUUUGCCUUCGUCUAAAUGAAACUGUCUCUUACUGUCUUCACAAAGGGAGGUGACUUAAGAAAGUCAGCCUCUGUCUCCUCAGGUUGCACAAGCUACAGGCAAAAGCUACAGACUACUUCACUGUUGGUUUAGCUUAUGGAUAUUCCCCAGGGAAGUACAGCAAAUAAUAUAUAUUUUAAAAUACUUUUAUAUUGUAAGUCGCCUCAAGACAAAUUUUAGUAGUAGGCAUCUAAGAAAUUAAAUGGGGGGGAAUCUUGAUUAAUUAAACCUGAUGAAAGGUGAUCUCCAAACAGUACACACAAUAUAGCAGAGCUUAUAGCUGCCAUUGACCUGAGGCAUGUGGUGAGGCAAAUAACAGUUUUAAGGUAGAGCAAAUAUAGUAUUAAUAUAUUGUUAAUAUUUGGGCUUUCAUUCUCAAGAAAUGAACUAUUUUAAAAGCAUGUAAAUAAUUGCCUGUAGGCCAAUAUGAUUUUGAUAGUGCAAUAUAAAGCUAAAGAUUUAUUUUUACAAAUUUUAGGGUUUCCGAUGUUAUAUAUUAAGCCUUUACAUAUUAACAGAGCUGAUUGUACAGGAAUGUAAAAACUGCUGUUUUAAAUUUAUCUAGAUUCUUGGACCAACUUUAAGUAUUAAAUCAAUUGCAUGAUUGUGAUAUUAAGCUAGACAGUUUGGCUGUUAGUGUACUUUUGUAAUUGUAAUUUUAAGAAAAGGAAAUAUAAUGUAUAAUAGUACAUUUGAAUUUAUUUGAUGGUAAACAAGUCACCUCUCAAAGCAAUGAAAGGUGUAAUUUUGAUAUUUUAAAAUUAUACAUCUUUUCAUUAGGAAUUUCAUACUGUCUUUUACACAAGGUUUAAAAUAAAUUGAGCAAAUUUUUA